Messenger RNA from Musca vetustissima, 4360 nucleotides. RefSeq lists its product as uncharacterized. Gene Ontology annotation, molecular function: calcium ion binding. NCBI's taxonomy places the organism in Eukaryota, Metazoa, Arthropoda, Insecta, Diptera, Muscidae. The record is from RefSeq and is a predicted model, not a curated record.
AUGAAUCCACCAUCGCCGCCACCGCCACCGCCACUACCGCCACCACCACUACAAAUGGCAUUAAGUUGGUUUGAUUGUUACCAUGAAGUAUCACAAAUAUCGCCAAAAUCUUCAGAUCAUCUGGGUCUGGUUAAUGUCCAUCCACUGUUAACGACCACUGCAGCCGAUAAAAUUAUUACGACAAGCAUGAAAGAUAUAUCACAAACGCAAGCUUUGGUCACAUCAACAAAACGGUUUGCUGAUAAUGAAACCCACACUCACACCCGCAUGCAACGUUCCGCCUUGCCGAUUGUCAAUGAAAAAUAUCCCAUUUCUGGUCAAAAUAACGUCCAAUUCCCCUUCGAAUCGGAAAAAGAAGCCGCUGCCGGUCGUUAUUUUCAAUAUAACAUAAAACCCACGAGCUCCAUGGAACAUGACAGCUCCAAAAUGGAAACAACCAAGGCCCUGGGACGUACUGGAAAAUCGGUUAAUGUCGCUACAGCAACUGCUGCCAGUAAUACCGGUUCUUUUUUAGUGAAUGGGGACCUUCGACAACCUAUGUCGGGGUCCCAAACACCGUCGGCCAACAACAGUUCUGCGACAUUAACAGCAGCUACUGCUACCGUAUCGCCGCAUAAUCCUCGUCAGAACCCCAAUCCCGAUAUCCAGGACAUUAUCACGGGCAUUGUCAAGCUGCUGAACGGCAAUGUUAAUGUACAUGCCAAUACCCAGGGUGUGCGUCGUCCUACUGCCAGUCGCAUUAAUAAUCGUGGUCCUCCUCGUAUUUCGGAUGUCCAACCUCUGCCCAUAGACUAUGAUAAUGGUCACAAGACCCAAGGAACCUCUUCCAUGAGACCGCCUCCCUAUCCCUUUGAUCGCCCAGAAAGACCAUUCAUAACUGGUGUGCCAAUACCUGAACAAAUUGUCCCCGUACGUCCGGAAUUUGUAAGCAAUCGUCCACCAUGGCAUCGCAAUAAGCCACGACCUCCUAUUACCACCUCUAUUGGAGGACGUCGCCCAAUUCCUCAAUAUAAACCUUUACCACCAGCCCAGAUACAACCUCCACAAGGAGAAGAGGACGAAUCUGCAGCUAGUGGUGUUCCCAGCACCCAGUCAUCCGGACCCAUCGAUACACCAACUGGUGAUUCGAACAAUAACGAAGCCCCUGAGGGUCCCUCUCCUACAGAUACUUCAUAUGAUUCCGAAUUUUCGAAUGAGGAUUUGAAUUCUCAAUACAUUGAGGUAUCCGAUAAUGACACCGAUAUCCUUUCAUCAAAUCGAGAUGUCAUUCAAGAAUAUAAACCCCCAGUACCCGCUACAAGUUCCACACCCGCUCCGUUGGCAGCACCUACACAUCCAACUACGCAAACCAAAAAAGACGAUCAAAAUCCUCCAACGAAAAAGAAACCCAGCAAACAUAAAAACAGCGACAAGAAGAAGCAUUCGGAUCAUGUGCAUAGCAGUUCCGUGGAACCAUUGCCUGUGGUGCAAAUAACCUCCCAAUAUUUGCCCAUGCCAAUGGAUACUACCGAAAAUUCGGGAGAUGAAGUGAUUUUCAUGACAGCCAGUAAAACACCCGACCUGGAAUCAGUAAACACCAAACAUUCCAAACUGAGGACAUCCUCUGCAGCGUCGCCGUCCUCCUCUGUAUAUACGCCAACACCGUCAUCGUCGCAAAUCAAGAGUUCUGCAAUUACAACCAAACCCGUCUCCGCUGAAGAACAGCAAUUGGACCUAAGUUCGAUAAGUUUAUCUUCUAAUUUAGAUCUAAUACCGACCAUAGUUCCUACACCAAUAACCUCUGUUCCCAUAACAACCACUACCACCUCAACUACCACUACUACUACCUCUACUACAACCUCUUCAACCACAACAACCACUACCGAAACUGUACCCACCUCCAAUAAUCAAAAUCAAAUAACAACUCCAACACCGCCGGUGCCUGCGCAUUACCAUCCCAGGCCCGGCAUUGUUUUGGACGAUCCUGAAUUUCAACCAGGUGGCCGACCUCGUCCCCAAAGACCACCUCAGCCCCAACUUCCACAUAAUCCAGUUCAACCACUGAAUAUUCAGCCGACCAAACACCAACUCCCUCCGGGAUAUGGUGAAAUAUUCGAUGUCACUUUAUCGGCCAUUCAGGGCCCCGGCUCCCAGGGUGGUUCGCAACAAACCAUCAACAUCAAACCGUUCGGAAGCUAUGGUUCGGGUGUUGGUGGCGGUGCCGAUAUCAUCGUUUCGGCUUCAGGUGAAGAUGGUUUUGUUUCCAUAGAUGGUAAACGUACUUACAUCAAUCUUUUUGGUGAUCCCACAGAUGCUCCGACCAGUGUACAGCAGCCAAUCCCGGCAACAGCUAUACCUCAACUGCCUAGUUCUCCAAUGGGACCACCGACGGCAUUGUCGUCCUCGUCAUCGCCCGCAACCUCCAAACCAAAUCCAAAUAGUAGUAGUGUCAGCAGUGGUAGUGGUAAUACUCCAGUGACACAAAAGAAUACGCCCAGUGCAGGUUAUGGUGUGGCCGAGACGGAAAUUGUGGAUAUCCAUACGAAUAAACCGCAACAUGUUAAGCCGCAACAAUCGUUGCCCACAACAACAAAUGUUGGUACUACACGGCCCCAUUAUAGACCGAGAACAACACAACCCCCCGUUCGCAUUGACACCUGUAUUGUGGGAGACGACACGACAUGUGAUCAGGCCCAACAUGAGUAUUGUAAAACCGAAAAUGGUGUAUCUAGUUGUCAUUGUCGACCAGGUUAUUCACGUCGUAAACAUCGCGAACCUUGCCGCAGGGUAAUAACAUUCUAUAUUGGCAUGCGAGUGGAUCGAAUCUAUGAACACCGCAUUGUUUGGGAUAAUAAAUUGGCCGAUCGCACCAGUGAACCAUAUGGGCAGUUGAGUUUUGAAUCUGUUAGAGCUAUUGAUUCCGCAAUGUCGAUGACCCCAUAUUCCGAUGAAUUUAUGGAAGCUAAGGUGAACAAUAUAUAUCGUGAUCCCAAUCUUGGUGGCAGUGGAGUAUUUGUAAAUCUAACCAUAAAGCUUGACGAAAGUGUUGAAACCCUAAGACCCAAUCUACGCAGUGAUGUGCAGAAACAUUUAUUGGGUGUUCUGCAUCGUCGCAACAACAAUAUUGGUAAUUCGGUACUAUUUGUUAGUUCUCCCGAAGGUGCCAUAUCCCCGCUACGUGAUUUAGACGAAUGUCAGGCGAGAGAUCUUAACGAUUGCCAUCCGACUGCCACCUGCACCAACACGUGGGGCAGUUACCGUUGUACAUGUCCUGAGGGUACCAAAGAUUUGUGGUCUGAUCAACCGUAUAGAUCAGGUCGUGAAUGUCAGACAUGUCCCGAAACAUAUUGCAAUAGUCGUGGUGUUUGUAGCUACAACGAAGAAGGCAAUCAAAUAUGUACCUGUGAUGGCAGUCAUUACGGCGGUCAAUGUGAAAUUGAUGGUGAAGUUUUAGGCGUGGCCAUAGGUGCUUCUGUGCUGGCUGUAAUUAUUAUCGUGCUGACAUUGGUGUGUUUGAUUAUGUGGUCCAGAAGAUGGCAGAGGGAGCAGAAGAAUGCAAUUGGAUCUCCGGUAUUUGGUUAUAUGAAUACGGCACCAUUAAAAUCGGCAGCAUUGCCGCAACCGGGUUAUCAAGUUACUUUGGAGGAUCGCAUGCGUUGGGCUCAAAUUGCCGAUGUUAUGGCUCAGACCAAUCACUAUGGAGUAAGAUGCAUAGAUAAUUAUUACAGCAGAAUCUAACAAUUUGUCGUUUGUUUAUUUUUGUUGCAGGCCGAGCCAAUUGGUGGACCGACGAGACCCUCAUCGGCUAUGUUUGCAUAUCCCAAUUUACAGACUCUGGGUAUGGGUACAUUGGGUGGUAUGUCAAUGCAAAGCACCAUGCAACAAAUGCAUCAUCAACAGAACAACACUUUGGCUCCACCGGUUCCAUUGCCACGGUAUGAGUGCGUAUUGAAUUGGGAACGACCUCAGAAUCGGUUAGCUAAUUAGAAUUUCUUCAGAAGACUGGGACUCAGUUCACGUUCGAAUGGUAUGCGAACCUUGGAUAACUCUAGCUCAAGUGAGGAGGAAGAUCGCACAGAUUUGUUGGGUAGGAACUUCCAGGUGCCACGUCCUAAAUCGCGUAGUAAUGGCAGUAUAGCGAAUCAAUCUGGAAUUUACUAUGAUGUCGAUUACGAGCCAUCGGCCAAUGGCAUCGGCAGUACAAGUGUCGAUCGUUUAUAUGGCUCUCAGAAUCAAUCAACAACACACUCACAUGUGGGCAGCAGUCACAUACCCGGUCCACAGGGGAUACCAAUGAGUACCUACACCUCGGGCCGAGCGCCCAGUAGUUACUACAUGAAGUAAAGCGGAAACACACACAAAAACAAAAAACAUAAUAAAA